Messenger RNA from Beta vulgaris subsp. vulgaris (sugar beet), 3620 nucleotides. RefSeq lists its product as uncharacterized. Bases 483 to 1316 code for a protein of 277 amino acids. The transcript is spliced from 2 exons. The record is from RefSeq and is a predicted model, not a curated record. Lineage: Eukaryota; Viridiplantae; Streptophyta; Magnoliopsida; Caryophyllales; Amaranthaceae.
AUGGUUUUAUGGUGAUGGUAACAAUGGGAGACAUAUAAAAUAAAUGAUGCCAGAUUCUUUUUAUAGCUAACAAUACUAUACCGACAAUAUCUUCUAGCUUCCAUGCCUUCCUAUUUCAAAGUUAUCAACUUUUGCAGGCUAUUCACUGUAGUAGUGAUAUUUUUUCUUCAAAUACAUUGAUCAAUAUUACAGUAACGGAUUGAUUUCUCAUGGAGAUGGAGCUACAAUUUUGAAAGUAUGUGUAAAUUUCAAUUAUUUUCCCUCCCAUUUUUUCCUAUAAAUAGCACCUUAAUUCUAACCAUUUCACCACACCAUCUCUCAUCUCCUAUCUUCUAAUACUUUCAAUCCUCCUAUUCUCAAUUUUUCUUGCUCUCCCGUUUCUCUUGUCUCUUGCAAUAGUGGAAGUUAAUUUUUAAUUUUUCUAGUUCUACAAAUUAAAAUUCCAAAAAAAGAGUACAAAAAAUCCUACAAAAACCAAAAAAAUGGACCAAUUUGAGAUUAACACCCAAAAUGUUAAUGAGUAUGGACAACACUCGGAUGAAGUUCAAGUUUCCCCACCGUUACGAACAUCCCACCAAUCAUCUAGUUCCACCAUGCCACCACCUCCACCACGCCGACCAUCUCAAAACGAAGUUCGGCCGUCUAGCGGAGAAGAUGGAGAAGGAAGUCUACAAACUGAAACUAAAGGUAGAGGUGAAACUUCAUGGGUAUGGCCAUAUUAUGAACGAAUACUAGUUGCCGGGCAACCUGAUGGGCAAAAUUUAAACAAGUCAUAUCAUGCUUGUUGCCUAGUGUGUAAGAAUAUGGGUAAACAACCAGUUCCUAAGUUCAAAUGGAAACAAGGUGGUGGAACCGGUACUUUGGGACAUCAUUUGAAAGAAAAGCAUGGUAUGACAGCCGAUAAUGUUCAUGUUGGUGGUGCAAGUGACAGUGUCCAAGGACAAUUGCAUGGGUAUUUCGGUAAGGAACCCGGUGGAGGUAAGCCUUUCUUUUAUAAUAGAGAUGCUAUGAUUGAUGGUUUUAGCAAAUAUGUUAUCCUUGAUGAAUUGCCUUUUAAUCAUGGUGAGUCGUCAAACUUUGAGGAGUGGAAUAGAACAUUUAUGCAACCCCAGUAUAGACAUAUUCCACGAAACACCCUUAAACGUCAUACCCAACAACUUUACUAUAAGUACAGAGGGCAUUUGAUUGAAAUGUUUCGUACAAUUGAGUGUCGGGUUAGCUUGACUUGUGAUACGUGGACUUCUUUUGUCAUGAGCCAUUUAUUUGUGUCACCGCUCAUUGGGUUGAUGAUGAUUGGUAUUUGCAAAAACGGAUAAUUUGUUUUGAAGCUAUGGAUGAGUCCCAUAGUGGUUUCAAUUUGAAAACUCGUAUUAUGACUUCUUUGAAAACUUUUAAUUUGAACCGCAAAGUUUUUUCUUUGUCUCUUGAUAAUGCUUGUAAUAGCCCUGUUUUUAAGAACAUUUAUUUAAUGCUAAUCAUAUUCAUUAAGUUAAUUAUAAUUAGAAAAUUCUUAUUUUAUUUGAGUUAUGGAGUAUGAAUUUUAUUUGUCGUUCUUGCAAUAUAUUGUUAUAUUAAUUUUAUGAAGUUAUUAGUAGUAGUAAUUUAUAUAUUGGAUUUUAUGUGCAAUUAGUUGAGUUGUAUUUUUCCCAAAAUAAAAACCCAAAAUAUCACGCUUUCUUUUGGUCGGUCAAAUUAGAUCCUAAACCGUUUAUUUUUUUUUCUCCUGUCGGUUAAUGUGAACCCAAAUGCAAAGAAACCCAAAACCCCCAAAACCUUUUCUUUCUCUCUCUUCCCGUGUGAAAACCCGAAACCCCAAUUAAACCCAAACCCCUUUCUUCCUCUCGGUGCUUCGCUCUUCUCUCAAGCUCUCACUCCUCAAUCCCCGUGAACUCCUUGGUGGUUCUGCAUUCUCAUCGGAGUCGAAGCUUGCCGGAGUUCCUUUUCUGUUCGCCGGAGUUGUUUUCAUGUGCUCCAUCUCUCGGCUAUGUGUGGGGGUGCUCGUUUUCUCUCUCUCUCGUCGCUCUCUUGUGGUUCUCGGCCGAUGUUGCCGCGGUCGCUGUUGUUGUUGUUUUUAGCGGUGCUGCCGCUCAGUCUUCAAGUCGAUUCGUGGUGGUUGUGCCGCCGCUACUGGGUUGUUGCUGCUGUGCCAUGUAUUUUCUCUCUCCUUUCAUUGUUGUUGCUACCGUCGGUGUGUUAUCUCCCUCCCCUGUCAAUUUGUUGGUGCUGCCACCUACAGUGGUGGCGGUGUGUCGGUGGUUGGCGAAGUACCAAAGGUACUGAACCUCUUGUAUUUCUGUUUUUAUUAUUGUUGUAAUUAUUUUUGUAGUUUGGUUGAUGUCGUUGCUUUACUUUUAGGUUGUUGUUGCUAUUGUUUGUUCGUUCUUGAUAUUGUUGUUGUCGUCGAUGCGUUGUUGUAUUGUUGUUUUUCUGAUCUUUCUCUUCUGGACUUCUGUUGGUGUCGCUGCUACUUUUUCUUUCCUUCGCACGAUGAUGUUGCUGCCACCUUUGGUGGUGGCCAUAUGUUGGUGACUCUGCCGCCAUAGUGUUGCUGCUGCUGUUGUUAUGGUCGUUGGUGUGAAUGAUGUGGUUGUAGGUGUGGUUGUGCUAGUUGUUGGUGUGCGUUGUUGGUUGUUGUAUCGUGUGAUGGUGGUUCAUUGUUAAUGGGUUAUUGAAGUGUUGUAUUUGUUAUUCUCAAAAGGAGGGUUGUUAGUUUGCUGUUAUUGUUGUAAUUGGAGUUGUUAUAUUUGAAGAUAAGUGUAGAGGCCAUUAAAUUAGUUAGUUUUUAUUUGUGGGAUUUAUUAGUUUGAUUAGCAUAAUGGUGGUAUUAAGAGAAGUUAAUUAGAUUAGUUAAGAUUGGUUAUUGAUUACUGUUAUUGUUAUGAGGUAAAUUGUUGGAGAAGAAUUAUGGAAUUGAAUCUUAUUUGGAGAUGAAGAUUAAUAAAGGAGGUUAUGUUGGUGGAAUCUGAAUCACAGUUCAGGUAACUUUUAUGUUCAGUAAAAUUAUUUACUCAUGCCCAUGUGUGUGUGAUCUCUGUGUUCUGUUUUCGUAAAUAACUUCGUACUAUGGCCAUAGAUAUGAAUGUGAUUAUGAAAUGUCAUUGAUUGAAUAUGAAUACGCAACUGUUUUGCUGGCUUAGUUUAUGAACUGAAAAUAGAAAGUGGGCAAGGUAUGGGUGGAGGAUGGUUACUUUCUGACCUGAUACGGUCGGCUACGCUCCAUAACGAACCUUGGGGGUAGUAUUGCUGGGCUCCAUAACGAACCUUGGAGGCAGCGUUUGUUCUUUGUCUAAAGCCCGUACCUGCUACUGAUUGUUUAUGAGAAUGAGCUAUGCCAGCGUUGUAAUGAAAAGGAAAUGAUUUAAGAAAUAAAAUGUAUUUAACGGGCUGAAGUAAAGGUUACGAGUUUUCCACUCAUUUUGGAAUUGUGUUUGUUUUGUAUUUCUUCUCUGAAUUUGCAGGUUUGAUAUUCAGAGCUCGGAAUUCGAAGUGGAGCAAGAUCAAGGUGUCAUAGUGGCUUAAGGAUUAAGCUUGUAUUUUAGAUAGUUGGUUUGAGAAUAGUUAUUGAUAUUUCGUUGUAUAAUAUUUGGGAAUUUUAGUUCAAUUAUUGGUGUAUUUAAGGA